AUGGCGGCUUCCGACGCCCGCAAAAAAACUUUGUUUGAUGAUAGCGACGAUGAAUCAGACGGAGGUGUUAAGCUACAAAUCAAUUCUGAGUAUGCGAAAAGAUUUGAGCAUAAUAAGAAACGAGAGGAAUUGCAUAGACUGGAAGAGAAGUACAAGUCCAAGCAGGCCAACGGGAAUAAAUCGAAAGAUGAUGAUGGAUCCGAUUCCUCCUCAGAUGAGGAAGAAGAUGAAAAUGGCUUCUUAGCGACAGAAGACCUUGAUGCCGAGAUAUCUGCCACGCUUCAAGCAAUCAAGAAUAGGGAUCCUCGUGUAUACGAUGGCAAGACCAAGUUCUACAGGCCGAUCGAAGAAAGUGCUACCACGGAAGACGUAACAGUAAAGCAGAAAAAAGAGAAACCCGUUUUCCUACAAGAUUACCACCGAGAAAAAAUUCUACGCGGAGAUACCGGAGCCGAUUUUGAAGAUGAGCAAAGGCCCCCGCAGACCUACGCGCAAGAGCAGGAUAACUUGAAGCAAUCUAUCAAGGAUGAAAUCAAAGCGCAACUAGGCGCGGAAGAUGACGCCGAGGAUAGCGACAGCGAUGAGGACUUCAUCAAGGCUAAAGAAGGGACUAGAUCCAUUCCUGAGCAGGGUAUCCAUCCGUCUAGGGCUAGCAAGAUCAAAGCUCCAAAGCCUGAGCUUGAAGAUGCGGACAAAAAUCCGGAGCUUUUCCUAUCAAAUUUCAUGGCCGCCCGCGCUUGGGUUGAAGAAGAAGAAGAGAAUAAUUGGAAGGCAUUCGAAUCCGACGACGGCGAAGACGACAAAGCAGAUGAGUGGGAAACCGCGUAUAAUCUGCGCUUCGAGGACCCUAAUAAGAGCAAUGAAGUUUUGAAGUCAUAUGCUCGUGAUGUUGUUGCAGCGCGCUCAGUCCGACGAGAAGACAAGAGUAUGCGCAAGCGUCAACGAGAAAUAGAGCGCGAGAAGAAGGAAGAAGAGAAACAAAAAAGGAAAGAAGAAAGAGCACGACUACGUCGCCUUAAACUAGACGAAGCCGAGGAAAAAUUAAAGAAGAUCAAGAAGGCUGCAGGCUUAUCCGGCAAGACAUUAAAGGACGAGGAAUGGCAGAAGCUGCUUGAAGAUGCCUGGGAAGACGGCAAAUGGGAAGAACAACUGAAGAAGAUGUUCGACGACCAGUAUUAUGCCGCAGCCGAGGAGAAUGUGUCUGAUGAUGAGGACGAUGAGGAAACCGACGGCAAGAAGUCAAAGAAGAUAAAAAAGCCUAAAUGGGACGACGAUAUCGACAUCAAGGAUCUCAUUCCAGAUUUCGAUGAUGGGGAACGCCCUAAUAUUACUCUUACCGAUAACGAACAUGAUGAGGUAGACGAAAACGGAGACGAAGAUGAAGAUGAAGAUGCACCUUCGGCUAAGCGACAGAAGACUACUAAACAACGCAAGCGAGAAAAGCUCGAAAGUCAGAAAGAAGUACGACAAGAGCGAGCUAAGCUCGAGGCGUUCGUCGACGCGAAGAUGGAAAUUGAUGAUCCGGAGAUCCUCGCCGGCAGCUCGUCGAGGGAUAACGGACCGUCGCGUUUCUCUUACCGUGAGACACGGCCUGAAUCCUUCGGCCUCACUACGCGCGAUAUCCUCAUGGCGUCUGACGCCGAUCUCAACGAAUUCGCUGGCCUGAAGAAGCUAGCGCAUUUCCGACCGCAGGACAAGCAGAGCAAAGACCGCAAGCGACUCGGCAAGAAAGCUCGUCUAAGGCAGUGGCGCAAGGAGACAUUCGGCCCCGAGUUCGAGAGGGAGCCUCCCGCCUUCAAUCCCGGCGGCUUUGUGGAAGGUGAUGAGAAACCGAAAUUCGUGGCGGAACCCGGAACUGGUAAUAAUAUAAUCGAGGGCGGUUCCAAGAAGAAGCGCAAGCGGUCUAGGGCCAAGAAGAGCGCGAAGCAUGGAGAGGAAGACGAGGCGGAAACAGUGGCUGCGGCGUAG
Messenger RNA from Daldinia childiae, 1968 nucleotides. Its product is annotated as Protein kri1. The transcript is spliced from 2 exons. Gene Ontology annotation, cellular component: 90S preribosome; nucleolus. Gene Ontology annotation, biological process: endonucleolytic cleavage in ITS1 to separate SSU-rRNA from 5.8S rRNA and LSU-rRNA from tricistronic rRNA transcript (SSU-rRNA, 5.8S rRNA, LSU-rRNA). Bases 1 to 1968 code for a protein of 655 amino acids. Lineage: Eukaryota; Fungi; Ascomycota; Sordariomycetes; Xylariales; Hypoxylaceae. The record is from RefSeq and is a predicted model, not a curated record.